AACUGGAAGCAGACGCUCCUGAAGAGCUAGCUGUCAAAAAUUGAUGUUUGUCGUCGGUGGAUAUUUACAGUUGAACACACUGACGAUGGUGAUGCCUAUAUUGAAAGAAAAUAGUGGAAGUCUAUAUGUAGUCACAACAGAAGGCAAAGUCAUACAACUAUUGAACGGUUCGUGGUCCGAGUUGGCGGACGAGUGUAACAAAGAGUUACGUGUUAAACGCAUUAGUUGCUGCUCAACUUCUUUGUGGGCUAUUUGUGGCGAUCAUCAAGUGCAUAUGCGAUUGGAGUCGGAGUUGCCUAUUCGAAUCAGAGAAGAGGCAUACGAAAAUCAAAGAUGGAACCCGAUUGACGGCUUCUGUGAUAAACUGUUACCCACAGACCGACCAUUUUAUUCAAGCCAAGAUGGCUUAACUGACAGAGACCUCAAAAUAGUUAAGUUGCCUAGCCAAGCAUGGGUAUGGGAUGAUCAAUGGCACCUUGAGUUGCUGCAUGAAGGGCAACACCUUGAUGCUGAGGGUUGGAUGUAUGCAGUUGAUUUUCCUCGAGCUUAUUCCAAUACAAAAGCUUGGAACUCCUGUGUCAGAAGGAGAAAAUGGGUACGAAAUAGGCGAUAUAAUGGUGUUCGAACUUGGGUUUCACUACCCCCAGUGAUACUCAACGAUACGAUGGAACCAUUCAUCGAUAUUGCAACGGGUGGUGCCGAAAUACCAGGCGCUGUGUCCGGCUUCGUGGCUGUAUGGGCAGUCACAAUUAAUGGUCUCCUACUCUACAGAGAAGGGGUAAAUUUGUUAACGUGUCCCGAUGGUAAUAGCUGGAGGAAGAUAGAUACACCGCAGGGCUGCGAACCAUGUCAAGUCAGUGUCAGCCCUCAAGGUGUCGUAUGGAUUUUAGCUUGGACCGGCCAGUUAUUGACUCGCAACGGGGUGACCUGGAAUUGUGAGACAGGUAUCACUUGGUACGAGGUACCUCCUCCAUUCAAGGGACUCUCUUUCAGUCAUAUAUCAGUGGGACUGAAUUCGACUUGGGCUGUCAGCCGCGAAAAUGAAGUCUGGUUAAGAAAAGGGCUGGAUUCCUCCAUCCUCGGCUCAAGCUGGACAGCCAUGGUUGGCCAAAUGAACUUAGUUUUUACCGGAUCUGACAAACAAGUAUGCGGACUUUUAUUACAAGACCAAGAACUUUACUUACGGACAGGCAUCAAAACGGAAGAAUCCGGAGGACGGUCUUGGAAGGUGCUCAAAACGGAUGACAUGACUUUCGUCUGGCUGGCUUUUGAUGGAAAAGGUUUCAUUCACCGUCUGGAAGACGGCACUGAUUCUUAUUGGACAGAACCUUGGAGAGCCGAAAUUUUACAGAAGCUGCGUGAACGCCAUAGUGAGUGGAAGGACAAAUUUGCUGAAUAUUCCACGGCAGCUGAAACUACUGAUUGGAUCAAGAAUGGGCGAGCUUUGUUACAUAAUCGUUGGGUCAACCUUGGGUUACGCUGCUGCAGCCAAGAACCGUUACUGGAUGUAGAAGAUUUACGGCUAUUGGCUGUUGAAAUUACUGCCGUCCGACGUACCGGGGAUCUCGGACUAGUCGUCCACCAUCUACAGAAUUCACCAAUAAAGCUUUCAUUUACUAGUGAAGAAGAAGUUGAAGACUGGGCAGCUCACUUGACGAAAGUGACUCGCGCCUCGCGCCAGUGCGUAGGAAUUUUCGCUCAAUCGAUCUGGGCUUUAACAGAUAUGGGUGAUCCAUUUGUUCACGAAUCACAGGUGGAACUAGAAGCAAAAGACAUUCCUUACCAAGUUGAAAUGACUUCAAAUGCGGGCAAUCAAUCAUCAUUAUUUAUCCGCGAUAUUCCAGACGGUUUUUACCGAGGCUGUGGAAUCAUUAUAAACGGUGCCGUGGCUGCCAAUGCAAAUCGUUUUUCUGUUAAUCUCCAGUGCGGUCCAACUAUUCAUCUCCAUGAGGUAUUCACGGCCAAGCGGGAUGUGGCCCUACACAUUAAUCCACGAUUCGAUUCCUGUCCUGGAUCUGUCGAAGUUGUGCGCAACUCGUACUCCAAUAACCUAUGGGACAUUGAAGAGAAAUCGGGGGUCUUCGACCUACAACCCGGAAACAGAUUUACUAUAUCCAUUCACUGCCAGAAACAACAAUACCUAGUCAAAAUCAACGAAGUCGUCUUCACGUUUGCGUAUAGACUUUCUCCUUUCAGUGUAUCUCAUCUGGUCGUUAAAGGCGACGUUAACCUCUUUUCAGUUACGUACUCAAUUCCCAAAACCUCUGUCCCUUCACAUGCAUUGUGGACGCAACUUGGCGGACACUUUCGCCACAUGGAAGCGUCAUACAGCGGCAUUGUCUGGGCUUUGGGUCAGGAUGGAACUUGCUGGAUUCACACAGGCUACCACGGGGGCGGGUUUUUCAAAGGAGUUUUUGAUGGAAGUUCUCAUGGAAUCCAUCCCGUCACUGACGAGGGACUUGUUAAUCUUUAUGAGAACCAACGUUGGAACCCUGUGGCCGGAUUCUCAGCUCGUGGUCUGCCCACUGAUAGGCCGCCCUGGAGCGACAUAACCGGAUUCCAUACUUACAGUAAAGAAAAUAUGUCGCUUCCAAAUCGAAGUUGGAGCUGGAUUUCUGAAUGGCUCGUCGAUUAUCAUCCUCCCGGUGGAGCAGAUAGGGAAGGAUGGCAAUAUGCGACCGACUAUCCGUCUCGUUACCAUGCACACAAAGGUUCCUUUGAUUACGUCAGGCGUAAGCGCUGGCAGCGCAAAUGUCGGUACACAAGUACUGGACCAUGGUUUCAGUUUGGUCUUACUAAGUUGUUAGACAUUUCGAUGCAGGUCGAUCACAGCGGAAGUCCAGAAGAGCCGCUUCUAUUGUGGGCUAUUGCAGCUAAUGGUUCCAUUCUACGCCGGGUAGGAGUGACUGUGAUAAAACCACAAGGUGAUUCAUGGGAAGCCGUGUUAGGCGAGCAUGCCUUCCAGUCUUUGUCGAUUGGAGUAGAGGGACGGGUGUGGGCCAUUACUUCACUGGGAGUGCCAGCUUUGCGACACAGAGUAACCAACAUCAAUCCUGAUGGCGUGGCUUGGCUCUUGAUGGAUCGACCCGAAGGCACUGCCGCUCUUCGGCAGAUCUCAGCAGGUGAUAUUCAAGUAUGGGCAGUAGACUCCCACGAUCGUUUGUACCGACGCAAGGAUAUUGUUUCUAUCCUACCCGAAGGAACCUCAUGGGAACUAGUCGAUGAACACGUCUUACACGUGUCUGUAGGGAAACAUGACCAAGUUUGGGCGGUAUUGGAUACAAAACUGAAUGAAACCAAAAUAAACGAAAAAGGUUCCAUUUGUAUCCGAAGAGGAAUAACUGCAUCUUGUCCUGUCGGCACUGGAUGGGAGUUUGUGAUUGGGGGUGGUUGGAGCUUUGUCUGCAACCGCGGGCACGACAUUCCAUUUUAACAAAUGCGAAUUCAGUAUUCAUUUGCAUGUGUCAAUCAAGAGAACACCCGUGUUCAGAUCACUUUAUAAAUUAUCUAAAUGUUCUUUUUUUUUAUGAAUUCGACAUUAAUGAAUCUCAACAAUUAUUCUCGCAUUUCGUAGGCGAAUACAAAGUUGCCCAUUCUUUG
Molecule: messenger RNA, 3600 nt
Organism: Daphnia carinata
Lineage: Eukaryota; Metazoa; Arthropoda; Branchiopoda; Diplostraca; Daphniidae
Gene: Pex23
Product: tectonin beta-propeller repeat-containing protein-like
Exons: 13
Coding region: 44-3433 (1129 amino acids)
Cellular component (GO): membrane
Molecular function (GO): carbohydrate binding
Source: RefSeq, a predicted model, not a curated record